AAAACGCUGUUUCUAUACAGGAAAUACCAAGUAGUGCUCAGUAGUAGCAAUGAGAUGCGGGAUUUUUAAUUGAAGAUAAACAUAAAAAUUCAAAUUUAAUUAUAACUAGCCCUGUGAGGUCCACUAUAAUGCUCAUGCGGCCCUCCUGAAAAAUGAAUAUUGGAAUUAAAGUUGACUUCUGCACAUCCCUCAGUUAAUCUGUGAGCACAUCUGGUGAUUAAACACAUCAGGUCUGCAGUGAAUCACUUAGUGCAGAGUGGGCAAAUAUUUGGUGUGACUCCACAGUGGGAUGUGGAUUACUAAUUAACAUGUCGGCAGUCUAAAUAGAUCCAGGUUCGGACUUCCUCCUCGCCCCUCCUGCGUGCGCCCAUAAAGCUUCCGCCCACGCUCAGCCUUGAAUUACUCCGCUGGCAGCUGCGUCCCCUCCCCCUGCCUUCUGACGUCAUCGGGAAAAGGGGCGAGGCCACGGCAGGCUAUAAAGUGUCCAUCAUUCAUUCACAUCCCAAACUCUGGAUUACCGCUGACGACACGAGGCUCGCUCCUCGCGCUGCUCGAAGGGAGAAACAGGCGGUUGACAAACCUGACCGAUCACGAUGUCCGCGGCCGAGAUGGGCCAUGUCCUCAAGGAGGGCGAGCUGGAGAAGAGAACCGACAACCUCCUCCAGUUCUGGAAGAAGAAGACGUGCGUCCUGACCCCGGACAGCCUCAACAUGUACGCGGACACCCAGAGGCGCUCCAAGAGCAAAGAGCUGAAACUGGAGUCCAUCAAGAAGGUGGACUGCGUGGAGCGCACCGGCAAGUUCGUCUACUUCACCAUCGUGACCACGGACAAUAAGGAGGUGGACUUCCGGUGCCCCUGGGAGGACAAGUGCUGGAACGCGGUGAUCACCAUGGCGCUGAUCGAUUACCAGAACAGACAGGCCAUCCAGGGCUUUAAGACGCGGCAGGACAAUGAGAGCGCGUCUCCGGGCCAGGAGGAGAGGCGCAUGGCCAGGGCGCCCUGAUCCGGCCGGCCGGCGCGCGACGCUGCGCUCUUUCUGCUCCGACACGUGUCGAUUUGGACUAUUUUAUUUUCUAACUCGGACCAAAUGGAAGGCGAGGUCAUCCGGGUCCAGAGAUGAAGGACGGUUCGGAACCGAGCUCCCAGGGGAGACCGGGCCAACUGAUCCAAACCGGACAGAACAAAACCUCUCAGAAGCUCCAAACAGGACUGAACUGUCAGAACUAUUUCAUGUUUGCUCUCCGGGGAGAAAUGACUCUUUUUAAAUCCUGUUUUUAAUUUAUUUGUUUCCAGAAGUGGUGUUACUGGCAAACAGCUUGUUUUCUUUGUUUAAAUUAUAUUAUUUCGACGUGUUUAAGUGUAUUUAUUUGAAUAAAUAUCCAUGUGUUUUUUAAACAGAACUCAUUCUCAUUUUGAAUCUGUUUUUUUAUUUUUGAUAUUGUAUCCACUUGGGGUGUUCUUUCCAGUUUCUUCAGGUCUGGUAAUGAGUCAGGAUAUCUGAUCACCGGAAGCUGUUUGAACUAAAUGCCACACAUGCAGCUGUAAAGAGGGAGUGUAGGAGCGGGAAGUCCCUUUUCUGUCUGCUGUCAGGAGGAAUGUGAGACUUUUUAUUGUAGCCAUCAGGGAGGGUGUCAGGCCUGACUCACAGCUGAUAAGCGUCAUCAGAACGGAAACUUAAAAAGACUGAAGGUCUUUGAACGCACCUGACCCAGAGGUGUGGAAACUUUUACAGCUCUGUGGGCAUGUGUUGAUAUGAAAACAGAAUAAAUGUUUGAGAUUAAAACAAAA
Austrofundulus limnaeus is the source of this 1789-nucleotide messenger RNA. RefSeq names its product pleckstrin homology-like domain, family A, member 2 (gene phlda2). The transcript has 2 exons. Gene Ontology annotation, molecular function: phosphatidylinositol phosphate binding. NCBI's taxonomy places the organism in Eukaryota, Metazoa, Chordata, Actinopteri, Cyprinodontiformes, Rivulidae. Bases 594 to 1004 code for a protein of 136 amino acids. The record is from RefSeq and is a predicted model, not a curated record. Gene Ontology annotation, biological process: positive regulation of apoptotic process.